This is a messenger RNA of Owenia fusiformis, 668 nucleotides long. The record is from the annotation of a GenBank genome assembly. Lineage: Eukaryota; Metazoa; Annelida; Polychaeta; Sabellida; Oweniidae.
AUGAGUGACUCUUGUAAUGAGAUUGAAUGCAAUGCUAUUCAUUUCCAUGAAUCAAAUCAUAUGAUGAUAAAUGAAGCCUCAUUAUAUAUAGAUAAUGAGACUGUAAAUAAUUCUGAUUCAAACCCUCACAAUAUGCAAUUGAACACCAAAUCAGGUCAGCAGAUUUCCCAUAAUGUAGAUAGUAUUCAAUCUUCUAGUCCUGUAACAACACAGUUGAAUGCCAAGUCGCAGGAUCUGCGCUAUAGGCUCAUAUCAACUGAGAAAAACAUAAAUGCACAUUUGAACCAAACAAAUGAUAAUACAAGUGAAGGUGAUGUAAACUUUGAUUUAGGCCCUCACAAUGUACAUUUGAACACCACAUCAGGUCAGGUUUCCCAAAAUGUAAAUAGUAUUCAAUUUUCUAGUUCUGUAACAACACAGUUGAAUGCCAAGUCGCAUGAUCUGCGCUAUAGGCUCAAAUCAACUGACAACAACACAAAAGCACAUUUAAACCAAACAAAUGAUAAUACAAGUCAAGAAGAUAUAAAUUUUCUAUUUUGGAAUAUUAACAGAAUUUCUGAUAAAUUAUAUGAUGGAUGUGAUAUUUAUGAGCUUUUCAGUAAAUAUGCAGUGAUCCUGUUAAGCGAGACAUGGUUAGAUCCAUGUGACAGCUUAUCAUUUAAUGGUUA